CAAUACUCCGUCACAACCUCCAGACGAUCAAGACAACACCAGCGUCCUUCUCGAUGCUUUCCCUGACCGACAAGAUCUCCGAGUGCUGGCAGAUUAUCUUAUGAAGCAAGAGUGGUUACAACAAGAUCGCAUUGAGCCAGACUUGCUAUCAAUAGACAGGGUGAUGCACCCGGCCUUAAGAGAGAGGAAACGACCUAUCAGUGCGAACAUAAGACAGAGAGGAAGGAUGAAGCUGUGGCACACUCUAGGUCGCAUUUCCAAUAUCGACCAUUUCAUUGCGAAGGAAAAUGCGGCAGAGAGGGAUG
Acaulospora colombiana is the source of this 305-nucleotide messenger RNA. The record is from the annotation of a GenBank genome assembly. NCBI's taxonomy places the organism in Eukaryota, Fungi, Glomeromycota, Glomeromycetes, Diversisporales, Acaulosporaceae.